Molecule: messenger RNA, 1702 nt
Organism: Oncorhynchus mykiss (rainbow trout)
Lineage: Eukaryota; Metazoa; Chordata; Actinopteri; Salmoniformes; Salmonidae
Source: RefSeq, a predicted model, not a curated record
CAUUCACCUGAUAAAGAGGUGUGGUUGAGUUUUUCAAUAGUCUGUGGACACUUCCUCAAACAAGCUGGUGCCGAUAUCACGAUGACAAAAUUAGACACUUCCUCAAGCAAGCUGGUGACGAUUUCACGAUAAGGAAAUAUCUACUGUACCUGUAGAAGCAGAUGUUUGAAGAAUGAAUAUCGUCCCAGGUCAAAUCCAGAUCCAAUUUGUACAGACGGUGCAUGGGGUGCAAAGGCAAACAGAUCCCAUUAUAAAGUGCAUUAUUGACAGGAAGUUGAAGGAGCUGAAGAAAUUGAUUAGAGGCGGCAAGGACUUGAAUAGACUGUACCCUUGUACUAAGUUGAAGGAUGAUGUUACCCCUUUAAUUGCUGCUGUUGCAUUUACAAAUGACAAUAUUUGUAAAUUUCUUCUGAAAGAAGGUGCUGACCCCAACAUCCAAUCAGCAAAUGGUUGGGUUCCUUUGCAUUAUGCCGCAAUGUCAAAAGCUCCUGUCAGUUUAGUGAGUAGAUUAAUCGCAGCAAAAGCAGAUCCAGAAGGGGCACCAAUCCAGAACUUUACUCCACUUCAAUUGGCGGCUAACAAUGACAGAGAAGACAUUGUGAAAGAGUUGAUGAUGUCUGGAGCAUUUGCUGAAAGAAAUCUCAAAGCAUAUCCCGCUACUGACCAAAAGAUAGCAAGCAUGAUUCAGAAAUUCUCCUCAGAGAGUGAGAAUUUUGUCAAAUUGAAGAUUUUUUAUGAUUUUUCUUGUGCAAUAGGACUCAAAUCAGUGGAGGAUGUUUUCAAUGAAUAUGGCAAACACAUGCUGGUGGUGAACCCUGUGAAUCAUCUCACACUAUAUGACAUGUCUUUUAACGCCUUUGGACAAAAUGCGGAUCAGUAUCGUCAAGCAUCCAUAAAGUGGCUGAGAGAAUCUCAGAAAAUUGAUCUCUACAUUGAGGAGGCAACCAAUCGUUUGCCUAAAAUUCCCAAACAUUUACAAGAUAUGGUAGUGAAUUGCUUGACAGCCGUUUUUAACAUUAUGAAAGAAAUAUCUCUUGGACUGUCACUGGUAGUAAUACCCACUCUUCUGAAAUACCUCACACAUGAAUCCAAAAGUACCCCUCAAGGACUAAAUCGCAACAUUUCAGUUGUCAGACUACUGUAUGUGAUUACUCAGAAAGCUCCAAAUCACAAACAUGGCUGGACCCUCCCUUUUGUUGAGGAGUUAUGCAAGAGGAUCAUCUCAUUCACUGAUCAAGCAUAUCUUGCCAAUCCUCAGACCUCCAGCUUAGGUGUCUUUACAUUUGGUUUGCUUGCAGAUCUGUACACCUUUGAUUGUGUACCUGCGAUUAUCACAUCACAAGGGAUAACCUCUGUGCCGGAGAAAAUACUUGUUACUGCUGAAAUGGAGAUGGAUGAAGACCUGAAAGAAAAGCUAAGGAAAUUAGAUGUGUCCCUACGAAGUCCAGUCCCACCAACGGAUACAACUGAACAAUUGCAGGGAAUGAAUCUGUCAAAGAAGAAGAAGAAGAAGAAGAAGACAAUUCAGGAAGAGUUGUCGGUAGAGAAAAGUACACCUGACAUGACUGAGAAGCCAGAUCUUGAUGCUUCAUCAAUUCCAGUUGAAGAAUCUGGUGUACAUGGUGAACAUUCCAGUGUUAAACCAUUUCCCUCCACCACCAACGAACUGAAAUCCCGGAAAUGGCACAAAGUUACAACAUAG